AUGGCGAAGACUAAGGAAAAGAAGGGAUCCAAGUUAGCAGCUCAGCUGGCUGCCAGGAAGUCAGCCUUGAAGCACUCAGCUUCGCAUCAGAAGGAAAGGGCACCAUCGACAGCAUCCACAACGGCAUCAUCAAGUGAGGUCAGGAAAAGGAUCACAGGAAAGAAGGCUGAAAAAGUGUUUGUCUACCGGACACCAGACAAGUCGACAGACUCCAUCAAGUCACCACCUCCUCCUGAGUCUUUGACCACAAAGGCAAGCGAUGAGCAUGGCAAGCACAAGAAAGACAAGGCAAAGAGCAAGCCGAACAAUGACACGGGUAUCAAGAAAAAUCUCAAGCAGUCAAAUCAGGAGGACAAGAAGUCAGGAGUCCACAAUGACAAGAGCAAGGGCAAGAAGGACAAGACUAAGGAGACAAAGGAGACGAAGCAGACCAAGGAGGCAAAGGAGAAGGAGACGAAGGAAGCAGAAGCAGAGAAGGCACCUGACUUCGAGCCAAUGGUGAACGGCAUCAUGGAGGGUGAGUCAAGUGAUGAUGGAAGUGAGAGUGAGAGAUCGACUCUGGUUCUUGGUGGACCUCAUCCUUCUGCUGAUGAAGCUGAGGACAGUCCUAGCGAUGAGGCAGCCAGUGACCCCGACUCAGAUGACAAUGAGGAUGAGGUGAUGGAAGACGAAGAGGAAGAGGAGGGAGAGGAUAGUGAAGAUGACAUGUCGGUAGAUACCAGUGAUGAUGAAGAUGCGACAGUGGCCCCGACAUCGGUCAAGGAGAAGCAGCAGGCAAAGGAGAAGGUCCCGAAGGAAAAGAACACACAGAAGGAGAAGAAGACCAGCAAGGGCAAUGAAAAGGAGACUGAGAAGAAUGACCGAAAAGAAAAGGACAAGUCGAAGGAGUCCAAGAACACAGGCAUCGGGCAGGAGUUGAGUGAAGUUUCCAAACGUGCGGCAGGGCAUGCACAGGCAAAUUCUGUCACCCAUAAGAAAGAGUGGGAUACAUUCAGCCGCCAGCUGAACGACAGAAAGAAGCUGCCAGUUCAAUUGGCAGAAUACGUCAACACCCGAAAGCUUGACCUGUUCCAGAUUUGGUUAGAAAACAAUCAGAAUCUUCACGAGUCCUAUCCUCAAUUGUCUCAAGAAAUUUGGUAUUUCCCAACUGCUGCGUCAAAGUACGCCAAGACUGACACCACAGCAGACCGUAUGUCUUUGAAGGGGAAAUGCAACCCAGAUAGUGAUCUUCUUGCCAGCUUGACCGCCGACACCGGCCCCCUGGCUGCUGGUGCCAUGCCUGCACUCGACAUGGGAAAUAUUGAAGGCCAGAAAUCCAUGUGCGAAAGCCUGGCAGGUGGAGCGGUGGCCAAAGCCAAGCCCAAGAAGGCGAAGAACGAGCAGCCCGCAGAAGAGGUGGUCCCAGAAAGUGGUGAGGCACGCAAACAGGCAAUUGCUCUUCGCCAUGUUCAAUAUGGAGGAGAUUUGGUGGAAAAGCUGUUUUCUCACAGUACCCAGAUGGAGAAAAUUUACAGUUGCUUCCAAAAUCUCUUCACCCAGCCUGAUGCCAAAGACGGCAAGUUUCUCAAGCUGAUGGCCCUGGCGAAAGAGAAGCGUGGCUGGUUUGAGACUGCGAAGGCUGCUGCCAAAGGCCUUUUGAACGGACUCACCAAGAAGAAGAAGCCUCGGUCGAAAGCUGCUGCGCGUCCCAAAGAUGAAGCCACACCGGCCCAAUCCCGGGACCAGGAGCCAACACCAGCUGUGAAGGCUUUUGCAAGCCUUGGCACGUUUGGCAAGAACAAUGCUAACGAGGUAAAGGAUUCAAUGAACAUCGAGAAGGUCUCUAUCCCAGUGCUUCUACCUCACGAAGUUUUGCAUGCUGUGUGGCACGCAGGGGAGCAGCAGGUUCAGGACGCAAUCCACAAAUGUGUAGCUGAGCUGGUGUCGUGGUCUGUGGCCUGGGCAAGCAAAGGGGUCUGGCCAACAGAAGGUUUUGAUGGGGAAAUCUUUGACACAACAUCAAUUCGCUACAAGUUGCGUGGGCAACCGAUAGCUCAAGAGUGGAGGCUAGCAUACUUUGGCUUCCGGUAUGAUGCCAAGGCUAGAGUGCAAUGCAACUUGUUCGAUCGUUGGUAUCAAUGCAAGCUUCUUUGUGAACAAUGUAUGUCCCAAAGGCCAACCCCGAAGCACGAUCCAAACAUGAACUACCAAAACUUCAAGGCAGAUUGCCCUCGCUACCUCACCUACAUGUCGGACCAAGACUAUAGGAAAACCGCUGAACGUAUUUCACCAUGGACAAGCAUGGAGGGCUGGCACAUGAAGAGUUGUUUUCACGAUGCCAUGCACACAAUUUACCUUGGAAUUGGUAGAGACAUUGUUUCCAAUAUCCUUGCCGACAUGGUCGACUGUGGUGUUUUGGGCCCGGGCAGUCUUGAUGAGCAGCUUCGUAGAUUAAGCCUGGACAUGCACAAGCGUUUCAAACAGGAAGGGAUCAACUGCAAGAAACUCUUCUUCACACCAUCCAACACGGGUCUGAAAGAGAACAAGUUCCCAGAGUUGGGGAGCAUGUGGAAGGCAGCCCAUGUGAAAAUGGUGAUGUGGUAUAUCGCUCAAACGGUUUCCGAAAAAGCUGCCAGCACAGGGGAUCUCAUUCUACAGGGUGGCGCAUGCUGCAUUUGGGCUUUGACCACUGCAAUCCAUCGAAUGGACCAAUGUGAGCUUUUGAUGGAUCAAUCAGAUGCUGAUUACAUAGCUGAUCAUUUUAUGGAUUGCCUCUUGCAUUGGCAAGGCAUGAAGCGAUCCUGCAAGGAUGCUGGUGUAAAAAGGUGGGGGUUCAGACCCAAACACCAUUAUCUUGAACAUUUGUCCGAGAGUGUCCGAAGGACACGAAUCAAUCCACGACACCUAUCAUGUUUCCAGGAUGAAAGUUACCUGGGUUCUAUCAAACAUAUAGCUUGCAAAACUCAUGCUGCUACAGCAUUGCUCCGAAUCUUCCAAAGGUUGAUUCUGAAUUUGGGUUUGCGAUUUCAUGAGGCCCGAGGUGGCUACAAGAAUCAGAAGUCACCCAAGCCCGGCAGCUCCAAACAACAAGUCCCGAGCCUUCUGUAG
This is a messenger RNA of Cladocopium goreaui, 3087 nucleotides long. NCBI's taxonomy places the organism in Eukaryota, Dinophyceae, Suessiales, Symbiodiniaceae. The record is from the annotation of a GenBank genome assembly.